Messenger RNA from Monascus purpureus, 3498 nucleotides. The record is from the annotation of a GenBank genome assembly. Lineage: Eukaryota; Fungi; Ascomycota; Eurotiomycetes; Eurotiales; Aspergillaceae.
GAAACCUUCAUCUUCCCUUCGAUACAUCUCCAUACGCUGUGCACCAUCUCCUCCUAUUCUCACGCUACUGUCAGCCCAUUUUCCCUUCUAUUCCUGAGUGGGCUGACUCCAGAACUACCUAGAUAGUCUCCGCCUAACUUACCGCCUAACAACGGUUACGCCUUCCGUUCAGCCACAACCCCCAAACAUUCAGUGCCCGCGUCACGUCCCAGCCAUAGUUGAGGUUAGGGGCCAGGCCCAUGCAGUGAGCCCCCAUGACUACGGCACCACUAUCAGUGCAUUCUGGACAUCUGCAGACGGAUAAAGGCUUAACAAGCAACGACAUUAGUUCUCCGCGGAGGCAUGUUGCGAGGAGUCAAAGUCGGCAGCUUGAGGACGCGAGAGACGGCUUGAAGGAUGUGCCAUCAUUACGAGAUCUGGACAGCGACUGGGAGAGAGCGCAUCGAGCAAGGAAGAAGAAGAACAGCAGUAAUGGAGAAGGUGAGAUGAGACUAACUUCCUUAUUACAUAGCAGCCUUGCAAUGUUGCGUUUCCUCCCUUUCAUGCGCGGUUGACUGCGCUUUGGAUCCCGGAAUGUUCCCUUUGCAUUGUCCAAUCCAAUGCUAUUGGUUGUUAGCUGCGUUGUGUUUUGAGUUUCUGUUUUCUAUCGUCACUACCGGCCUACUACUUACGCGUACCUUCAAUGCACAGAACUUACAGUUGUCGAGGAGUCGCUUGUCAGAUCUCCUCACGGGUGUCGAUCUGAAUCGGAAUUUCCAGAAGAUCCAGCCAACAUUUCAGGUACUACUAUACUUCCAACGGAUUCAGAGCCGGAUACAGGGGACCUUGACCCUGUUAUGAUGUCCGAGGCGCUUCCAGAUUUGCAGCGGGCAGCAGAGGGCAUCUUGAAUUUUAUUCUACCCCGCUGUGCUGACCCUAUCGGUUUACUCAGCCUGGCAAAAGGACUACGCAAUCCCAAAAAUACUCAAAGCAGAAGGUUCCAGCGCUUUGUCAAGAAUUUGAAAACGGAAGCCCAAGUGUUCGGUCAUCAUGAAUUCAUUGAUGGCGAUAUGGUCAAGCGUUUACUGCCAUAUGCUUCGUUAGAUCAAUCUGCUGGAGAUAAGGAGUGGAACCCUGAUCCUAUUUUGCACAAGGCGAAUUGUGCUCUUCUUGUGGUUAAUGCCAUCUAUGCGGAUCCUGGCUCCCUUAUACUCCGGCAGCUGGUCAAGAGAUUGGAAGGGCAAUUUCCGGCGCCGUUUAUGAAAGGGAUCGUUGCCAGUAUCGAGGAAGGCGAAUCUAUCGGGAAGAGUGUUCUUGAGAGGCCUACUUUGGAUCUUGCGCUGGAUAUCCGGACUCAAUUCUUAAGGUUGGAGCUGGAAUCACGCCGGCAUGAGGAAAAUUUUGACCCAGAAGCUAUCCUGAAGCAAGUUUUCUUCGACGAAUCGGUGUACGGUGACUUUGACCAUGACUCGGGCCAAGUUCCACUGCGUGGGUUCGGGAUUGCUCCAUUUCAGGAUGAGAAUGGACAUCUUCCUCGGCAAUUCGAAGAACAUGUUUAUGAACGCGUUCAGGACAUUGGUGUGCUGUUGAGGAAUGAGGAUGGUUCUCUUAACCUCCGGGGACUUGAAGCUGCGUAUCAUUGGCAGGGCUUUGUCCACCGAGCUAUCCGCUGGGUUCGCAAAAGAAAUGAGGAAAUCAGCCGGGAACUGAAAAGUCAGCCGAGUUCGGACGAUGUGCGUGACACAAUUAAAAGGGAGUUGAGCCAUCGGACCAGCCUAGAGAGGACAACUCAGGACGGUCAAGUGCGAAAUAUGUCCACAGAUCAUGGGAUGGCUAAGCACAAUGGCGAUCAGCAUGAAAAAUUGAACCAGGCUGAGAAGGUCACUGAACGGCGAAAGUCGAAAGGCGCAUUCCGUAAUACGUUUGCAAUUGAACGUAUCACAGAGAGGUUACGGGCUGCAACUGAAACUUCAGAACCUCCACGACACUCAGAUCCUGCUUGUUCCGGAGCACAAUCUGCUGUUCACGACUCUGAUCGUCAUCAAACCACGCCUAUUUCUGCGCAAGAAACGCGUGAAAUACCGGUCCCUGCGGAUGACCAUCCUUCUCCGCGUCUUAGCGCAGAGCUGCAGGACGAGUUUGGCCUGGUGGAUGAUUCUCAUUUGGAUGUGGGUGAUACAAUGGAGAGGGAAGCAGAGAGAUCUCACAGCCCUCCAAUCUUGGGUAGGGCUACUUGCAAACAACUUCAAGAACCCGUUUCUCGAGAAACUGCGCCUGCGCAUUUGGCUCGAGUUGAUCCUAAGGGAUCCCUCCCGUCAACCCAGGAACUAUGGAGAGCCGUUACCGGACAAGCAACGCCCGGUCCAUCCAGAGAACAGGCAACGGAAGCACGGCGCAGAGCCUUUAUAGAUCGCCAAGAAAAUGCGUAUCGGGUUUCGCCGAUCAGUCAAGGCGUGGGAAGUGCCGAGAGGCAGCGUACGAAUUUGCAAAAUCCCAGAAAGCGCUCCCGAGCAAUUUUCAACUAUGAUGAUGACGACGAUGACGACGAUGACGAUGACAAUGGCUUUUCGGUAGAUGACCGCAAUGUCGACGUGGUUACUAAGAGAUCUCAGAAGCCGGAUCAGUCUCAACACAAACGACAAAGACUAGAUGACAACCACACCGAAGGCCAAUUCGAGUCCCAGCUGCAACAUAGCUUAGAGCGGUCUACUGUCCCUACGCAGGAACCCGUUAAUUCCCGUCAUCAACUACCCUGGCAGCGAGUUCCUGCACCCCGUGCCCCUACUCCUGAAACAGGCUGGCUUUCGUCGAGGCCACAAGCGAGAACACAAAAGCGCUGGUCUGAAGCGGAAAAUCAGCGGCUUGUUUUAUUGAUUGAGAAGUUUGGAGUCCAAUGGGCGAGGAUCAAGAGACAGGAUGAUUUGUGUCCUGCUAGUGAUGGGGGUCCGAAGUUGUCGGAUCGGUCACAGGUGCAACUAAAGGAUCGAGCCAGGAAUUUGGUACUGUCAUAUUUGAGGAAUGGAGAACCGCUUCCCAAGAACUUUGAUCAAGUCACGAUCAAAGCUGUGGAUCGCAAAAGACUGGAAAGGCAGGGCAUCAAAAUUCCCUCUCGAAUUGAAUAACAGUACGGCGGGCGAUGUGAAGGUGGUGCAGACAGCUUCGACAUUUUGAUUCUUGUGAUUUUGCAUUCGUCUUUCUUUCCUGUGACUUAAUCAGUUUUGCUAGUUUAUAUUUUUCCUUUUCCUUUUUGGGUACAUUUUUCAUUGGUGCUGGGAGGUUAUAUAUUUGUGAUUUUUGUGAUACCCCCUAUAGUUAGUUAGGUAUAAUCACCAUUUGUGCCGGAGUUACCGAAAAUGGCAGUGCUCCCAGAUCAGGUUUAGUGCUAUCCUCUCUCUCCUCCCAGGUAUUAUUGUGUCCUGAUCUGGUUUGGCAUACAGUGUUUGCCCUGAAAGGAAACUGUCAGUGCCAGCGCCAAACUGCCCCACGCAUAACUCACUCAGAGCCUGGCCUACUGCAACU